CUCUUCUCAGAGAUCUUUACAAUCUGCUUAAAAACCCAGGCAGUUUUAUUUUCUUGUGAUUGAUCCAGUCCACAACUUUUGACCAAUGGAAAAUUCAGCGUUUGAAAUGCAUGAAAAUGCUUUCCCCCCUAGCCCAUCCAGGGGAAAGGUGAACAACUCUUCUUGGCUGGAAAAGAAGAGCCAGUGGUCUUUAAUGAACAUCUUCCUGGUUUGUCUCCUGGCCUGUGUUAUCACCACAUUGAUAGGUGUGCUGAUACUCUCCUUGGUUUAUGUCGCCAACUUCCGGCCACAUGCAGAUACUCACCUUCCAAAAGCACCAGAGACUCCCUCUGACCCAAAGGGUGAAAAACGUGUUGACUUUAAAUUUCAAUUUCUUAAUCGUUUGCAUAGCUCCAAGGUAUUUGAGUUCCCAGGCGGUGCUAUCCAAUGGGCACGAUACCGGAAUAAUCUCAAAGACUACCUCAGUGUUGAAGAAGAAGCCUUUGGUACUAGCUUGAACAGGCAGCAGUCACACAUGACUUUUGGAACCUUGAGAAUAAAAAGUAAUGGCCUCCGUGCCCCACACUGGCACUUCAAUGCCAAUGAACAUGGCUACCUUGCACAGGGCACCGCCUGGAUUGGUGUAGUUGAUGCUGGAGGCGGUGUGGUUACCACAUACAACGUGACUGCUGGUCAGGUGAUCUUCUUCCCUAAAAAUAUCUUGCACUGGAUAAAGAAUGUGGGAACCGAGGACUGCCUUUUCUUGCUCUUCUUCACCACUCAUGAUGAGCUUCAGACCCUGGAUAUUGAUGAUGUGUUUUUCUCUACACCAGAGGAUAUUGCGUCCAGGUCCCUCAAGCCUCAAGGCGGAGUUAAUUUCAUUAGAACAUUCAAGAAACAAGAAGAAAAUCAGGCUAUCAAUCUCCCUCCCAAUUUGGCUGAGCUGGUUAUGAACGCCAGCUACAUGCAGUCUCCAGACAGCCUGGUGUGGCGAUACUUUUAUGAUCUUAAAGGUUCAAAAGAAUUUCGCUUUCCAGGAGGAAUAAUCCAAUGGGCUCGGUAUCGAAAAAAUGGAAAUGGACUAAGUGACAAUGAGAAAAUUUUCAGUGAAUCCUUGAAUCAGCAUGAAAAUUCCCUUACUCUGGGAACUCUCCGAAUUUACACCAAUGGCUUAAGACAGCCUCAUUUUCAUUUUAACGCUAAUGAAAUGGGAUAUGUCAUCAGUGGAUGUGGAAAGGUGGGAAUUAUUAGUACCCAAGGUACUACUGAUUUUAACAUUGGUAUUGGAGAUGUGGUAUUUUUCCCUAUUGGAACCCAGCAUUACAUCAAGAGCACAUGUGAUGAGGAUCUGCUUUUCAUUCUUGCCUUCACCACUGGAAACCAGCUACAAACCCUGGACCUGGAUGAUUAUAUCCAUGCGACAGCUGACCACAUCCUGGCCCAACUUUUCUUCAAGAAGCAGAGUGAAUUUAAGAAGAUCCCCAAAUUCACUGAGGAUCAAGCCAUCAAUUUGCCUUAGGCUAACCGAUGGCUUUUCUUCCUCCACUCCCCUUUCCUGAGAAAUAUUUGGUUUGCGGAUCAGUUAGAGUGUUUCAGGUACAAUGCCAUAUCAUCUUUUCAAAUAACUAUGCAGUUAGCUCAGUGAAGGAACAAAGGUAUAAGAAAGUAAAGUGUUUGGCUGCAUCUCUAAUGUCCAUGUACAAAUAAAGAUCUUAGUGGAAACUGUGUGAGGAUUAAGAUGUGUGUGGGAGGAGACUGAUCCCUUAAAUAGAAAUACUUUGGCACAGACUUCCGUUGUUGAUGUAUACAACUGUGUACUUUUCAUAUUGCCUUUAUCACACCAAAGUUUAGGAGCUCAUCUUCCUAUGUCCAUCCUUUCAUAAAACAAUCAACAAGCAUUUAUCAAGUGCUCUAUAUGUUUCAGGUGCUGUGCUAGCUGCUGGCAUCAGUAGAAUUGAAUGCUAUGCAUUUGUUCUUUCUAAAUAUCCUAGAAUUUCCUAUAAAGAGGCAGUAGCAGAUAUAGGCUGAACCUUAGAGUUAGGGAGACCUGGAUUCAAAUUCUACCUCUGACACACACUAGCUGGAUGACGCUGGGUAAUUCACAACCUCUCAGUGCCCUUCGUGAUUUUCUAAGACUAGAAGUAAUAGAAGAGUUGCUAAGAUUAUAGAAAGAGUUUCCACACUUGAAGUAUGCUAUACUGAUGAAAUGAGAGGUCUGGGUUGUCCUAAUAUUCCCCUCAUCUUACACUAUAAGAAAGAGAGUGGGAGCAACUUGGUAGUGCAGUGGAUAAAACACUGGCCCUGGAUUCAGGAGAAACUGAGUUCAAAUCUGGCCUCAGACACUCGGCACUAGCUGUGUGAAGCUGGGCAAGUCACUUAAUCCUUAUUAUCCCUUAAAAAAAGAAAGAGGGAAGGAAGGAAAGAAAGAGAGGAUACUUGUGUACAGAAAUUGUCAGGGCAUAUAUGCAUAUGCUGAACCAUUGUCAUCUGGCUCCAUAAAAUCUUGUUUUUUGGUGGAUGGGUGUAUAUAGUGGUGGAGACUGCUUUAGGCUGAAUGCUUGUGAAACGUUCAGUCAUAUAACCUCUUAAAAGCAAGAAGAGUGCUUUUAGCAGCAGACCAUCAGGCCAAUCGUAAAUUUGAUAUGCAUUUUUAUGUAUAACUAUAUUAUUUUGCUCAGGAGUAAAAUCUGUUGUUUUAAUUACACUUGUAUAGUAAAAAUAAAGGUUUAGUGUUUUUUCUGGGUUUACUUGAAAUAUAAGAUAUUAUUACCUAAAGGAAAAUGUUGCUGCCUCAGAACUUUCACUUAUUUUUAUAAUAAUAGACUUGCAAGUUAUCUAUAAAACCUAAAUAAGCCUAAAUUAACUUUUGGAAUGUUUGAGAUAAAAUAAAAUGAACUGAUAC
Dromiciops gliroides (monito del monte) is the source of this 2881-nucleotide messenger RNA. RefSeq lists its product as uncharacterized. NCBI's taxonomy places the organism in Eukaryota, Metazoa, Chordata, Mammalia, Microbiotheria, Microbiotheriidae. Gene Ontology annotation, biological process: activation of protein kinase B activity. The transcript is spliced from 9 exons. The record is from RefSeq and is a predicted model, not a curated record. Bases 86 to 1498 code for a protein of 470 amino acids. Gene Ontology annotation, cellular component: plasma membrane; Golgi apparatus.